AUGCAUUCCUGGAACCCCUCGGCGUCGUCGCCAAACGUCAAAUUCGAGGGCUCGCCCACCGAGUCGGUGCUCUCAGCCCCCGAAGAGAUAUACCCCUCUCUGUUUGGCACCAGCCCCGCCCCGACGACCACGGUCAAUCCCCUCGAGAUGAUGUCCCCUCCCGAGUCCAUCUCCGGGGAGAGCCAACCCGACCUGACCAUGCUUGCCGGCCUGACGGCCCUGACACAAACCACUCUGGCCCGGUCAGAAGCUCCUUCGGCUUCUCCCCAGCCGGAAUCGGAGAAGAAGCCGGUCAAGAAGAGGAAAUCAUGGGGCCAAGUUCUCCCAGAGCCCAAGACCAACCUGCCCCCCAGGAAACGCGCCAAGACCGAGGACGAGAAGGAACAACGCAGAGUCGAGCGCGUCCUUCGCAACCGCCGAGCCGCGCAAUCGUCGCGUGAGCGGAAGCGCUUGGAGGUAGAGGGUCUGGAGCGGAGGAACAAGGAGCUCGAAGCGGCACUCCUUCAAGCCCAGCAAAUCAAUCUCACUCUCCUCGAGGAGAUACAAAAGUUCCGGCAGGGCGGAGUAGUCGUGAGCAGAACCUCGCCGUCAUUCGACGGACUCCGCCAGACCCCUGUCACAUUAUCACAGCAGCUCUUCGGCUCUCAAGACGGCCAUGGCGCCGCGAUGGGUGCCGGCAGCUCGUUGGAGCAGCUCUUCCAGUCUAUUCCAUCUACCGCCAACAAGACGGUUAAUCCGGCCUCGUUGUCGCCCGCCUUGACUCCGAUUCCUGAGGCGGCUGAGGAGCAAGUCGAGCCCGCGGCAACUAAAACUCCUGUUGCCGACGUCACUUCCACGGCCCAGGCCAGUGCUUCCCCCGAUGCGACACAACAUCCUGCAGAGAUGUUGUGGCAAGACCUGCAGUGUCGGUCGGCGGAAGCACCACCCUUGGCGUGGCAGAUGACGUUGCAGCAACAGCUGCACCCAGCACUGGCGCUGCUCCUCCCGCUCCAGUUCCUUCUAGCCUCCACCUCAGCGAUUCUUUCUCUAUGCCAGAGGCCCUUGAUGCAGAUCGCUAUCUCCUUGAAAGCGGGCUCCUCUCUUCCCCCAACUCAGCCGAUUAUGAAUACGAUCAUCUGGCUGGUGACGACACCACACCGUUCGCGUUCACAACCGAGUUCGACAUCAACGAGUUCAUCACCGACGGCGAGCUCAACGUCGCGCCCAGCAACGAACAGCAGCCGCAGCAGCUCUACAGCCGCUCCGUCGCAGACUCGUCCCUCCUCCACCCUGAGACUCCGAACCCUUCGGAAGAUCCUUACCUGCAGCCCCACUCUGGCGCGUCCCUUGAUGGAUGCGACGAUGGAGGUAUUGCGGUUGGCGUCAUCUGAGGGACACGCGGUCGACCGGGUUUCGGGAGACGACGAGUCGGCGGGGGCAGCAGCUGCCGGAGACUCGCAGCGGCAGUUGCCUCGUCGCGGGCCGACUACCGGCUGGCUGAAGGGAGCCGCCCUCCCGUCGAAGGAGGUCUUACUCGCCCUGUUGUGGGUCCUCAGAGUCGAACAGCGGAGACCAAAAAUUCGCGACCAAGUGAAGGCUUCUCUGAAGCCCGGAACGUCCAGUGUCCCCAAGACAUUAACACCAACAGUGAACAAGACGACGUACGUCUUGAAAGUAUCACAUAAGCGAGCGAGCGAAGAAGCAGGACAUGGCGCUUUCCUUAAGAAGCGGCGCUUUCAAUGA
This is a messenger RNA of Parathielavia appendiculata, 1722 nucleotides long. RefSeq lists its product as uncharacterized. The transcript is spliced from 2 exons. Lineage: Eukaryota; Fungi; Ascomycota; Sordariomycetes; Sordariales; Chaetomiaceae. Gene Ontology annotation, biological process: positive regulation of transcription by RNA polymerase II. The record is from RefSeq and is a predicted model, not a curated record. The coding region runs from base 1 to 1722 and encodes 573 amino acids. Gene Ontology annotation, molecular function: DNA-binding transcription factor activity, RNA polymerase II-specific.